This is a messenger RNA of Chaetura pelagica (chimney swift), 1140 nucleotides long. RefSeq names its product flap structure-specific endonuclease 1 (gene FEN1). Gene Ontology annotation, cellular component: nucleus. The coding region runs from base 1 to 1140 and encodes 379 amino acids. Gene Ontology annotation, molecular function: 5'-3' exonuclease activity; DNA binding; RNA-DNA hybrid ribonuclease activity. The transcript has a single exon. Lineage: Eukaryota; Metazoa; Chordata; Aves; Apodiformes; Apodidae. The record is from RefSeq and is a predicted model, not a curated record.
AUGGGAAUCCAUGGCCUGGCCAAGCUGAUCGCCGAGGUGUCCCCGGGAGCCAUCAGGGAGCAGGACAUCAAGGCCUACUUUGGGAGGAAAGUGGCCAUCGACGCCUCCAUGAGCAUCUACCAGUUCCUGAUCGCGGUGCGGCAGGGGGCCGAGGCCCUGCAGAGCCAGGAUGGGGACACCACCAGCCACCUGGUGGGCAUGUUCUACCGCACCAUCCGCAUGGUGGAGAGUGGCAUCAAGCCUGUCUAUGUCUUCGAUGGGAAACCCCCCCAGCUGAAGUCGGGGGAGCUGGCCAAGAGGACCGAGCGGCGGGCGGAGGCUGAGAAGCACCUGCAGGAGGCUCAGGAGGCCGGGGAGGAGAGCAACGUGGAGAAGUACAGCAAGAGGCUGGUCAAGGUGACCCAGCAACACACUGAUGAGUGCAAGAAGCUGCUGACUCUGAUGGGGAUCCCCUACGUGGAGGCCCCCGGGGAGGCUGAAGCCAGUUGUGCCACCUUGGUGAAGGCCGGGAAGGUCUACGCGGCUGCCACGGAGGACAUGGAUUGCCUGACCUUUGGCAGCCCCGUCUUGAUGAGGCACCUGACGGCCAGCGAGACCAAGAAGCUGCCCAUCCAGGAGUUCCACCUCAACAGGAUCCUGCAGGACCUGGAGCUGAGCUGGGAGCAGUUUGUGGACCUGUGCAUCCUGCUGGGCUGCGACUACUGCGAGAGCAUCCGCGGCAUCGGGCCCAAGCGCGCCGUGGAGCUGAUCAGGGAGCACAAGUCCAUCGAGAGGAUCAUCCAGCAGAUCGACACCAAGAAGUACCCUCUGCCUGAGAACUGGCUGCACAAGGAGGCCCAGAAGCUCUUCCUGGAGCCUGACGUGGUGGACCCCGAGGCCGUGGAGCUGAAGUGGACGGAGCCCCAGGAGGAGCAGCUGGUGGAGUUUCUGUGCGGGGAGAAGCAGUUCAACGAGGAGCGGAUCCGCAAUGGGGUGAAGAGGCUGAGCAAGAGCAGGCAGGGCAGCACCCAGGGCAGGCUGGAUGACUUCUUCAAGGUGACAGGCUCCAUCACCUCGGCCAAACGCAAGGAACCCGAGACAAAGGGGUCAGCAAAGAAGAAAGCCAAGACCACCAACUCCAAGGCCAAGAAAGGGAAGUAG